UCUGUGUGCCAUAAUUAACGUAUAGUGAGGGUAGGUGAUUGAGAGAGUCCGUAUCCGCCGCUCUGUGGUAUCGGACAGUAAGUAGUUUUUAUAUACUUUCUGGACUUUUGAGUUUCUUUUUCCUCCGGUGGGAUUUAUUUUUCUGAGUUAAAUCCCACGCGUUUUAACGCACGCUAUGUGGUGGAUGCUGUUUCCGCGAUGGAUUUGGUUUCUUCUCGGACAUUUUUACACUUUUCUGCUCUAUAUGGACAGCGUGGGGGCAAUGCCGAUGUCCGUGGCCAAAGUGGUGUACUCUCACGCGGGUCUGUGCCCCAAUGAGCUGAAUCCCAAUUUAUGGGUGGAUGCCAUGAGCACCUGCAUCCGCGAGUGUGAAUCUGACCAGGACUGUGAGACGUUUGAGAAGUGCUGCCUCAAUGUAUGUGGAAACAAGAGUUGUGUUGCUGCACGCUACAUUGACAUCAAGGGAAACAAGGGGCCCAUUGGUAUGCCCAAAGGUGCUUCCUGUGACAAGUUCAUGUGCUCCCAGCAAGGCUCUGAAUGUGACAUCUGGGACGGGCAGCCUGUGUGUAAGUGCCGGGACCGCUGUGAGCGAGAGCCCCACUUCACAUGUGCAUCUGAUGGCAUGACUUACUAUAACAAGUGUUACAUGGAUGCAGAAGCGUGCUCCAAGGGUAUCUCUAUCUCUGAGGUCACCUGCAGGUACCAUCUGACAUGGCAAAACACCAGUCCAAUCCCAGAUGAAACUACUCUCUAUCCAACCACAGCUCUUCAGACCACCCUGCCAGCUGAUAUCCAGACCCCUACCAUACACAGCAGCCCAACUCAGCAGGCUGUGUUUGUGGGUGAGACAGCCAGCUUCCUGUGCGAGGUGACUGGGAAACCGCAGCCAGAAAUCACCUGGGAAAAACAACUGAAGGGCAAAGACAACAUCAUCAUGCGACCUAAUCGUGUCCGAGGGAAUGUUGUAGUUACCAACAUUGGUCAGCUUGUCAUAUACAACGCGCAGCUUCAGGAUGCUGGAAUCUACACUUGCACUGCCAAGAAUGUGGGAGGAAGUGUGUCUUCUCACUUCCCUUUGGCAGUAAUCAAGAGGGAGGCUAAUGGGAAGGAAACAGAAGGAAAUAAUACUAAUCUGCCCUUCCCACCUGCAGAGUGCUUAAAAAGUCCAGACACCGACGACUGUGGAGAAGAAAGCAUUAGCUGGUACUAUGAAUCAAGCAGGAACAACUGCUUCACCUUCACUUACAGCCAAUGCAAUAAGAAUCGGAACCAUUUUGACACCUAUGACACCUGCAUGGUGUCAUGUGGAGGAGAGCUGUCAGCUCCUUGUAGCCUGCCAAGCCUUCAGGGGCCAUGCAAGACCUAUGAACAUCGUUGGGCCUACAGCAACGCCCUCAAGAAAUGCCAAUCCUUUGUCUACGGAGGCUGCGGGGGCAACGAGAACAACUUUGAGUCCAAAGAGGCCUGCGAAGGGAUGUGCCCCUUCCCCAAGAACCACAAUUGCCAGGCAUGUAAACCUCGUGCCAAAAUGGUGGCAAGCUUCUGCAGGAGCGACUUCGUUAUCCUGGCACGGGUCACUGAGCUAACAGAGGAGCAAGAGUCAGGUCACGCUCUUAUGACAGUGGAGGAGAUUCUGAAAGAUGAGAAAAUGGGUCUUAAGUUCUUUGGCAAAGAACCUUUGGAGGUGACUCUGUUAAAUAUGGAUUGGAACUGCCCCUGCCCCAACAUCACAGUAGCCGAGAGUCAGCUCAUCAUUAUGGGGGAGGUUCACAAUGGAAUGGCCGUACUGCAGCCGGACAGUUUCGUAUGCUCCUACAGUGCCCGUAAAGUCCGGAAGCUGCGUGAGAUUUCCCACAAGAGAAGCUGUAGUAUGCUUAAGGAGUUGCCUGUUACCCAGUAAGGACCCACGAGUAUCAGGUUGACUGUAUUUGCAGAAACUAAUCAUGAAAAUGAAGAACAGAUCAUAUCCCAGACUUUAUACAAGCUAAUUAAACUAAUAUUGGUUAUACUAUAUUUGACAUAAUUAAUAUUAGAGCACUCUAUAAUUGUUAGCGUCAUAUUAAUGUGUUGUUCCAUAUUUAUAACCAAUAACGGAUGUGAAGCCUCAGUUUUAUCUACCAGAAUCAAUAAGCUCUUUGGUUCCUUUAAUAUGGAAUCAUUUACAGUACAGGAUAUGUAUGUGAACUACUUUAUAUUUAUUUUUCUUCUAUUUCUUAGAGAGCAGUGGAUUCCGUAUAAACAUCAGAAUGUAUUUCUUGAG
This is a messenger RNA of Corythoichthys intestinalis (scribbled pipefish), 2260 nucleotides long. RefSeq names its product info WAP, follistatin/kazal, immunoglobulin, kunitz and netrin domain containing 2a (gene wfikkn2a). Gene Ontology annotation, molecular function: receptor antagonist activity; serine-type endopeptidase inhibitor activity; transforming growth factor beta binding. Bases 176 to 1900 code for a protein of 574 amino acids. NCBI's taxonomy places the organism in Eukaryota, Metazoa, Chordata, Actinopteri, Syngnathiformes, Syngnathidae. The record is from RefSeq and is a predicted model, not a curated record. Gene Ontology annotation, cellular component: extracellular region. Gene Ontology annotation, biological process: transforming growth factor beta receptor signaling pathway. The transcript is spliced from 3 exons.